AUGGCGGAUCCACUUCAACUGGCCUACUCUUCCAUCGGUAACGGAGGUGUUAACCCCGAUACAGCCGCUACCGCGCGUAGUUGUCUGCCUCUAGGAGACAUUGACUGUACGUGGGAUACGGUGGAUACUCCACUGACGUCGAAUCCGAAGACUGUGACGUGGAUUGUCACGCUUACAGAUGUUUUGUACUCGUUUUUCUUCAUGUGUUUCCUGCUCUUCUACUCGUAUCGAGCUACGAAGGCUAUCAAGGAGCAUCAGAACAAACAUCUAACACCUGCCAGAUACGCUGUGAUGGUGCGUGGAUUGCCCAAAGACGCGACGGAGAAGCAGAUUCUGGAUCAUUUCAAUAAUCUGUACGACCUACAUAAGGACGAAGAGUAUCGUAAGCUCUGGUUUGGCUGUUGUUGGGUUAGAAGGCACAAAGUGAAGCGCUCGAGAUCCGAGAAGGCGGUGAAUAGGAAUCUGGUGUCCAAUGUGGACCAUUUGGAAGAAUCUGCGACGAUUAAUAAGGACCUUUAUCUCAACACAUGGAUAGCAGAAGUCAGUGUGGCGCAUCCGACGGGAGGACUCUUGCGGACUUAUCUGUCCUCCAAGCAUCUCGGAGACAAGAAAGAGGAGGUCGAAGCGCUUAUCCAGACGCUAGAAGCCCAGAAAAGCCUCGCUCCCAUGGAUUUUAAUGCUGCAGAUGAGAAAUUAAUCCACUCGUCGAGAAAGAAACUGGAUAAAAUCCAAACUCGACUUGAAAAAACCCAGCGGAGAAUCGAUUCAGCUGCUGCGAAAGCUGCUAAAAUCGCAGCGACAAACACCCAGCAAGGGUUUAAUUGGGAGGCCUGUGAGUGCGCCUUUGUGGUGUUCAAUAAUCUGGAAUCCAGACGUCGUUGUCUUCUAGAUUAUCGUCAAUCCACACGCUGGUUGGCGCGUAAUUGGCAGCCUGAAGAACUGCAAUUCCGUGGAGAAUUUCCGCUUAUUGUGACGAGAGCUCCCGAGCCCUCGAACAUCUUGUGGGAAAAUCUAGAAGUCACCAACCGAGGACGCUUUUAUCGCCAAUUAGUGACGAAUUUGGUGACAAUUGCGCUUCUGGUGACGUCAUGUGCCAUCAUUUCGGCAGCCAAGACGACACAGGACCAAUUCGCGAGCAAAACGCCGCCUGAAGGUCUGUGUGAUCGCGCUCUCCCAGCCGUAUAUUACGCAGAUACUUCGUUCUCUUACAAUGCCCAAGAGAAACCCAUUAUCUGGUCUCUGGCUUGGGAUGCAAAUCAAACAUGCACACCUGGAACAUCCGGAGAUAAUCGGUAUCACAUCGCGUAUACGAAUGGGAUUCUAAAUGAGUUCGAUUCCUCCAGAUUUUCUUAUGGAACAAUCUAUCCGAAUCCGAAUCGAUGUGUGGAUCCGUGUAUCUCGGAAUCGAGUACCGAGGUGUGUAAUACUCUCCCGUGCUUUUACUAUCAGGACCUGGUAAUGGUGGAAGGCAGGGCUUGUCAAGCAUACGACGCGAGUCAUGUGCUGUACUGCUUCUGCUCGACCCAACUGGCUACAAGUCUCAAGAACCAUGGCUUCGUGAACGGUGCAAGGAAGCUUUGGGAUGUCCUCCCAUGUCGUGGAUUUACCAAAGAUUAUCUGGUCAAGAACGCAUUCACUCUUCUCGCUGCUGGCAUCGUGGUAACUGUGAAUUUCUUACUGAAUAAUAUCUUACGGAUGUUCGCAGUGUUCGAACGACACACUAGCGAAUCUACCAGGACAAUCCGUGUGGCAGUUCGGAUGUUUGGUGCGCAGUUCCUUAACACUGCACUCAUCGUUAUCAUCGUGAAUGCUUCCUUCGGAUUAAGCUCGGUUCCGGUAGCCAAGGAGCUUUUGGGAGGUAAAUACCGGGACUUUGAACGUGGCUGGUAUCCCACAGUAGGCAUGGGUAUCGCUACAACGAUGUUACUUAACGCCUUCUUGCCUCAAUUCACGCUGUUCAUGCAGAUGUACGUCGUCUCUCCUAUUCGUCACUGGUACAAGCGUCGCUCUAUCCGUACACAAGCCAAGAUGGACAAGCUGUACGCAGGUCCAACGUUCGAUAUCUCGUUAAGAUAUCCGAUGGUUCUUAACUCGGUGUUCGUAACAAUGGUAUUCUGCGGCGGCUCACCGGUGUUACUCUUCAUUGCCGCGGUAGCUGCUGCGGGGGUGUACUGGUUCGAUAAAUUAUCCAUUCUCUAUCUGUACAGUAUCAAGACGACGUACGAUGAGAUUCUCGGUGAAGUAACACUUGAGGUUCUUCCGUGGACACUAGCGUUACAUUUGGGAUUCUCCGCGUGGAUGUACGGCAACGCAGAGCUACUGAAAGGCACAAUGCUGGAUCUUCCGUGGCUCUUAAAAUCCGUUGGACUGUCGUCUGUAGUCAAAGAUCAUCCGGACGCGACGUCGGAUGAAUUGUACUAUAUUUUGACCGAGAACCUCGAGAAGUACGACGUGCUGGGCCCCAAUGGAUUCUUGGUGAAGAUUGUGUACUCACACGUGAUGCUGAUGACUGUACUGUGCUGUAUCGUCUCGAUCGGACUCUUGUUGUACACCAUUUUUGGUACGAUCGUGUUCGUCGUACUGGGACAGAUGUGGGCGGUCAUAAAACAUGCGUUAUUGUUCCCGAUAGAGCAGAUCCAGUCGCUAUUCUCAAAGGAGGAUGACGGUCCGAAGGAGACGGAUACUCUUGAAGAAGAGACGUUACCGGUAACAUUGUUACCUGAGUUUACCGAACCUUUUCUGAUGUCGGUAUCGAGGAAACACCGACCGGAUGAAGGGCUUGGAUUCCAGAGAAUUAAAGUGGAUAACACGUACGAACUUACGUGUGUGUGGCCGGAAGAUAUGGUGCAUGAGAACGGGGUGGAACGAAAGGGUGGAGAGCGUAAAUUGACGUGGGAAGUCAUGCAAGCUCCGGUCAAGUCGCGUGGCAGAUAA
Molecule: messenger RNA, 2934 nt
Organism: Phytophthora infestans T30-4
Lineage: Eukaryota; Oomycota; Peronosporomycetes; Peronosporales; Peronosporaceae
Exons: 3
Coding region: 1-2934 (977 amino acids)
Cellular component (GO): plasma membrane
Molecular function (GO): calcium-activated cation channel activity
Source: RefSeq, a predicted model, not a curated record